UUAGAUGCUUUUAUUUUGUUGAAUAUUGUAUAAAAGCAUAUUAUGUUUAGUUGAGCAUUCAUAUUUAGAAGUAUGUAAAAGUAUGCAAGGGACAAAAAAGAGGGUAAGACCGGUCCGCCAAUACCUGGCGUGUCCUCUUCGGCCUUACAUGUGCCAUGUAGAAGAUGAUCUACAGCAAGAGUUAUCUUACCUUAAUGCACAGGUGUUCCCUUACCUGGACUCACUUUGCUUGGCCAGGGGAACCUGUUUCCGACCUGUGGACUUACAGCGAGAUGAAGAUAAUGACAUGAGCUACCAUAAGCCACCUGCUCUCUCCGAUCAACAGUUCAAAAUCAGUCUGGAUCUCAUUGAUCGAUCAUCUUUUUUCAUUUGUCUUCUCGGAUAUAAAUAUGGUGAUUUUCUGCAAGGCGAGAACAGGUCCACUUUCGAUAUCGGACCUUGUUCUUUUUCUCAGGUGGCCAGGAACUUGCAUGUUGCUGCAAUGGCUGGUUACCCUUGGGUCACGGAGGACGAGUAUGGAACCUGCAGCCUGACAGAGCUAGAGAUCAUCAAGGCGGCAUUUCAGGACAAGCACAGAAUAUGUUUCUUUUAUUUCAAAGACUACACGCCCCAGGACAAUAUGGAGAAAAUCAGUGACAAAAUGCUCAUAUCCCUAAGUGAGCUGUACACCGAAAACCAUAGUGUGAGACGUCGAAUGAGAAAUCUUAAAAGAAGAAUUAUAGGCCGCUGUCUUCCUGUCAGAUUCUUCAGAAACUUGCAUGAGCUUGGGAUGAUGAUGAGGAAUGACUGGGAAGCGGUUAUAAAUCAGUUUUAUGGAGAUCCAGAGUAUCCAGUCGCAGGAAGGCAAGAUUUAUUGGAUCUCCGUUGUCAUGAGAGCCACGGCCGUGCAUUGUGCGACUGGUUUGUGCCCUCAACACAAGCCACUAAAAUACUGAACAUAUUCAACACAUUUGUGCAUCCUAUAACCCAUCACACAAAAUGUGAGAUGCACUCGAGAAAUCGAGAAGCUCAUUUCAAAUGUGAUCUUGGCAGCAAAGAAUCAGAGAAGUCUGUUUUGCUGGUAUGUGGUGAAAGGGGUUGUGGGAAGUCAACUCUGGCGGCAUGGUGGCUACAGACCUUCUGCAGAGAGAAUCCUGAUGUUCCGGUCAUCUCUCAUUUCUGUGGGACAAGCACGUCCAGCACUGAUGUCCGAUCCAUGCUUAGACAGUUGACUGGUGAACUUCAAAGAGUGCAUUAUGAUUGGGAUGGAAUUUUGGAAGAUGCUACUGAGCUUGAACCCCUUCAUCAGAUGGUGCAGGCGUUCUCUGCAGCAGUCCGAUAUGGGCCUUGUGUACUUUUACUAGAUGGCAUUGACCUUCUGACAGAAACAUUUGGACUCUCAGUUCAAGAGGUGAAGGAGCUAAAAUGGUUGCCGGAUGCUCUACCACCCCGGUGUAAAUGUAUCAUUACGACAACAUUUUCAGACCUCACUUAUAAAAGUCUCAAUGUCAGGACCGAUGUCCAUACUCUCACAUGUCCCGAUCUUUCUGAUCCUAGCAUCCACCGCAGUAUUUUACUUAAACAUCUAUCAUUACCUUGCAAAGAACUGCCAACCAAUGUUUUCCAAAGAAUUGCGGCUAAGAAGCUAUGCCACUUGCCAGCCUUUUUAGCUCUCCUUGGUACAGAAAUGCGGUCGUGUGGGGUGCAGAGGGAGAAAGAAGAAGAGAUCGAGCUGUUGGAGGAAUACAUAGAUGUUGAUUCAAUGCCAGAGCUCUGGGUGAAGGUCAUUCUUCGCUGGGUGAAAGAUUACAAUGGAUCUAGUAGUCGAACACAAGCUAUUAGUCACUGUAAAGUCACUAGCGAUGCAACAAAUACUGCAUUAUUUACAGAAGACCUGUCGGGCUGGGUAUGGGACACAUUGUGCUUAAUUCAUCUGUCUCAUGCUGGUUUGACUGAGGCUGAGAUUCUGGCUUUGUUGGAAGAUCUUGGUUAUUUUGGAAAUCCCAAAGAUGAGGUGCUGGAGUGGGCCCGACUGCGCUCUGCAUUUUGGCCCUGGGUUCAGGAGAAAGCCAAUGGUCAUUUGACCAUCAUGCAUCAGUCUUUUAGCCAAGCUAUGAACCUGUUGCUUCUUGAUUCGAGGGGUCAGGUUAAGAGCCAAAAUGUCUUCAACCAGAUCCUUGCUGACUUUUUUCAGAAGUCCAGUUUGCAACUUUGUUCUUGGGUACGGAAGAUGGAAGAGAUUCCUUGGCACCUGAUGCAAAUGGGCUCUUUCAAAGAGCUACACAGUUUCCUCAGCGAUCCAGUUACUGUAGAGGCUUUGUCAAACAAACUGGAGCAGUACCCAAAGCUGACAACUGAUGUUAUACAUUACUGGACACUACUAAGGGACAGAGGUUUUGACCCUGCUUCCUCUUUCCAGUUUCUGAUGUUUCAGGCUUGUAGAAUGGAGGAUCUUGAUGAAAGAACCACAUGGAGAUUAUCACUGUUCUGCGCGAAGGUUCUCCUCUGUUUUGGUGAGAGCCAUCAGACCGAGGAGCUGUUACUACAAACUGAUCGAAUCUUCCGAAGGGUCAAAAUGAGGAAAAGCAAAGGUGAGGAACUGGACAGAGACAUUUUGAAGUUAGUCCUGAAGGUGCAGCAUAUGCUGGCAAAUCUUUAUGUCCAAAUGCACCGGCUGAAGGAUGCCGAGAUGUAUUGCCACAAGGGACUUGAGACAGCCCAGUACCUGACAGAUAGCACAGAGGUCCAACUUAUAGUCGGACAGAUGCUAUGUUGUCUGUGUCUGAUAUUGCUGGAAGAUGGACGACUAUAUGCAGUGCCAGGACUUCUGAAAGAGAUCAGCUCUGUUAGACACAUGUCUGACCAUCCCUGUUCCGAAGGCACUGUGUUGUUUUUGAAGGCCAUACACAAAAUGAGUCUUAAUGAGCUCAAAGAAGCUGAGAGAUGCCUCCAAGCGGCCCUGUCCAGCAGGAGGGGCUGGUAUGGUUCUGAGCAUCGACUGGUGGCAGAAGUGGAGGAGCAGCUCGCAGAUCUCUGGGCCGACACACAGUCGGACACAGAAUGGGAACAGAGGAAGAUUGUUGAACUGUACCUCCAUGUUUUGAGCAUUAAAGAGACUGAGGCUCAAACAUUGCAUCAAGUCAACCUGCAGAAAGAUCUUGCUGUGAUUCUUGUGAAGUUCGGUAAAUUCCUGUUGCGUAGCAGCAGUAAAGCGGAGAGGAGAGAGGGGCUGGAUCUACUUCAAAGAGCUUCAGACAUUAGGAUUUGCAUCCUGGGCCACGAGCACCCGCUCACCAGAGAGUUUGAGCAUCUUUCAAACACUAAUGUUAUAGGACUGAGGAAAUUUGUGCCAGAGGUCAUUAGGCCAGGCUCAAACAGGAAACAGUCACUGAGGGCAUCACCCACUGCUUCUCUGCUACAGCUACAACAAACAAAAUCCAAGUCACAUAUUCCAAGACCAACCACCAGACUCUCUAGGACCUCAUCAGAUGUAAGACCAUCACCGGAUAAUCCAAUUUACAGCCAGGAUGAAACCCUAAAGAGACCAUGGAUGACUUUCCAGGUGUCAGUAUUUGGGCCACAGAGUGAUAUUAGAACUCUGUUGCCAAGAGAAAAAGCUGGUUUACAUACGUCUCGUCCGAGGUCAGUUGGGAGGUGUUUCCCAGAGAGAUGCAUCAUACAGGAGGAAGCACUUAAGCCACAGAAUCAGUAGAUGAGAAUCCUCUCCUCUCCUCUCCUAAAAUGUGGAAUAGGAUA
Messenger RNA from Triplophysa rosa, 3735 nucleotides. It is a transcript of the gene ttc41, whose product is annotated as tetratricopeptide repeat domain 41. The record is from RefSeq and is a predicted model, not a curated record. Gene Ontology annotation, molecular function: protein binding; ATP hydrolysis activity. The transcript is spliced from 16 exons. Lineage: Eukaryota; Metazoa; Chordata; Actinopteri; Cypriniformes; Nemacheilidae. The coding region runs from base 83 to 3691 and encodes 1202 amino acids. Gene Ontology annotation, cellular component: Cul4-RING E3 ubiquitin ligase complex.